AUGGAUGGCACACCGCUGCCAAACGACAUCCACACAGAGUUUCUCUAUUAUCUUCAGAGUGAUGGUAUUCGCAGAACGAACUUCGAGGGGAAAGAAUUCUACUUUCCAAGGCAAAUUUCCCGAUGGCUCCUUCAGAAAGGGAGCAACGCAACAUCGAGUAGAGCUGCGCGGUUGUUUUCCGCGAUUUACGACAAUCGAGAAAGUUCUACUGGGAAAUUCUUUCCUACUCUGAAAGACAAAGAUGUUGAACGCGACCCCAUCUUAUUCGCAAUCUUGGUGCAAUUGGAGUGUGGCCAUAUGCUUCAUAUAUUCCGCAACUCAAUAGCGGACAGCCACCUCGGUUUCCACAACUUGUCUCAUCUAUACACCGACAUCGAGCAGGCUUUGAAGGAGGACAAAGUCACACUCCCGAAACGAUACAAAAGCGCAGGCUACGCAGGUGUCACCAGAGACUUUGAACGCCAACGUUGGGCCUUCCACCCAGCACUCAAUGUCCUGGACAUGGUCGAGGUAGGCAUCGAAGGGAAAAGCAUCUUGCCAUUCUUUGGCUGCGAGAUCAUAAACGAGGGAGGAACUGCCGAAGUACAUCACCACAAGAUUCAUGUUGACCUGGUGGAGUCCGACAACUUGCGGCAGAUCUUGGAGCCCAGGAAGCAAGAUCACAAAACAGGCAUAGAAUACUAUGAAUUUGCUGUCAAGACAUAUCUCAAAGGUUUUGAUGACAUUUACAAGUUGGAGAGUGACGCGUUCAAGGGGUUCAACGGCACCAAAGACCCGAGGUCUCUCGGUGUGGUCACCUAUCUGGGAGAAUACACUCGCCAUGAUCGAGGAGACGACGGCGUAUCUGCACAAGGUGUCACACGCCACAUAAUGCUGGAGUUCGGAGAGCAAGACCUCGAUGAGUACUUGGCAGCUACGUUACCCCCUGUUCUUAAUGAGGAGAUUAUUGCCUUUUGGGGGAGUCUGUUUGAAAUCGCGAAAACUCUGGGACGAAUCCACCAGCUAGAGCGUGUACGUGGAGACAAGGUCCAGAAAUACGUAGGAUGGCAUGGAGACAUAAAGCCAGAUAACAUUCUGCGCGUGCGAGGCGAAUUCAAGCUCGCCGACUUCGGUUUCACGCGAUUCGAAAAGAGUGUUAUUGGGAAGCCUCAAACAACACAUAUGUUGGGGGGCACCAGAACGUAUGGGGCACCUGAGCGAGACAAGCCAGCCGGAGAGGCGAAGAGGCUUCAUUCAACAACAAUUGACACAUGGUCUUUAGGGUGUGUCUUCUCUGCGGUAGCGACUUGGGUGGUCCUCGGCUCCCAAGGGUAUGAAAAUUAUGGUGAGAUGCGAGCGAUGGCCCACAAAAGACUUCGCCAGCGCCACAGUCAAGACUCUAGUGUGAACGUUUCCAACUGCAGCGACGCAUUCCACGAUGGCAUCCAAGUCCUGCCUGCCGUUAUCAACUGGCACGAAUAUCUUCGGAGUUCUUCGCGAAAAGCAGACACCAUCACCUGUCGCGUGCUUGACCUUGUCGAAAGCGGGAUGCUGGACAAGGACCCCGACAAGCGGUUGGAAUCAGCCGCCCUGUGUCAGAGGUUGGAUCGAGUCAUAAUCGAUGCUAAGACCGAAUAUCAAAACGAGCUAAACGUCGGUGCUCUCAGACGUCAAUCACCUGAAACGCUCAGCGCUCUUCUUGAGCUUGAUAAACGAGCACCGAAGUCCGCAGAGCCACGAUCCCGGUCUACAGCGAAUGACCAUGGCAGCAGAAAGGAAGACACGGCCUCAGGGCCGGCCAACGGUUCACGGCUUGGAGUUGCGAGAAGCAGUCGCGUGAAGAAGUCAGAGCGCAUUGACAAGAUUCUUCGCGGCAAGAUCGCAAAUCGAGAAGAGGUCAUUGGAUCCGGCUACAAUACUGAAACCAUUCACGAGCUCUCUGGAAAUGAUGAGACUACAUGGCAUAGAGUCAACAAAACGGAACCUCGGCCUCUUGCGCCCAGUUUGACACCCAUAACCUCAUCCGAGGUCCCCCGAAUCGCAGCUUCAUCGAACGCCGUACCGAUCAGCCAGGGAUCAGCAUCACCAAUACCAACCAUCAUACAUCCCGAAGCGGAAGGUGCAGAAAAUUUUGAUCUGGUGACAUCGGGGCUAUUGGGCUCAGAUCAAAGUCAUUAUCAGAGGAGGAGUACUGUCAAUCCUAUGACAACUGAGAAAUGGACACAGAUCAACGCCUUGUAUGAAGAGCCAUCACCUGUGCCUCCGCCCCUCAAAACACGCAGCUCCCGAGCGCAACGUGGCGCUCUAGAGGUAGAAGGGUCCUUCCCGUUCCAAACAGUCGAGCUCGAUGCUGCGUCUUCCGCCAUUCGGCCCAUUAUUCCAAGUGAAUCAGCAUCAGGAACGUCCUUCGGAAUCCCAGACCUUGUCAGUCCGAUAACUCCGGUAUCACCAAUACAAGGACCACUUCACUCCAACACCCAUUCUCCUGGCCCAGUGCCACGCAGACACACGUUUCGAAGCCGACAAGAAAUCCCAAUCGUUCAGGAAUAUGACCGUCUACUUGGGUUAUGGAACAAAGCUAGAGGUUCAUGGUUUACUUUGCAACGAGAAGUUCCUCAAGAAACCUUUCUUGCAAAUUUUAUUGAAGAUAGGGACGUUAUAUUCGUGGUAGACAAUGCUGCGAGCAUGAGUUUCCACUGGAAUAAUGUCACCACGACGCUUCUGGCAUUAGCGAUGAAAAUCGGUACCCUGGAUAAGGAUGGACUAGACUUGAUGUUCACCGCCGGCGAAAGGCACAAUGUUCUUGGCGCCACAGAAUGGAGCAUACCCGAAAAGUUUCGCAAGUCCUUGCAAGCGGCUGAGCAGAGCAUGCAUCCUCGUAACAAGACUAACAUGGCCACGACCUUGUUGAAAAUCUUCGACAAGUACGACAAUCACCGCAAGAAGCAAACACUCAUAAUUCUCACGGACGGGUUAUGGGAGGGAUCUGACACACUAAACGACGUUGAGACCACCAUCUCCGAAUUUAUCAAGAACCUCAAGAAGGACUUGAAAAAGUCGCAGCUUCGAUGGUUUACAAUUCAAUUCGUGUCUUUUGGGUACGAUGAUAGGGCGCUGCAACGUUUGCAGUCACUUGACGAUGAACUUGGAAAGUCGGCAGGACUUUUGGCUAACAUCAUCUCGUUGUACAGGGAAGAUGUUAUUGAUUGGAAGCCCUGGGAUUCAAAUGAUGCCGACUCACUCAUCGUCGGCAGCAUUGACCCACAACUGGAUUCUCAAGACCCUUCAUGCUCGUCUCCAGACCCAGUGCCCCGGGCACUAUCAUUCCCACAGAGCCCAACGCCCACACUGAGUCAUAAGUCCAAGACGAAGAAGCUAGUUUCGGAUACACUUUAA
This is a messenger RNA of Colletotrichum gloeosporioides, 3375 nucleotides long. RefSeq lists its product as uncharacterized. The record is from RefSeq and is a predicted model, not a curated record. The coding region runs from base 1 to 3375 and encodes 1124 amino acids. Gene Ontology annotation, biological process: peptidyl-serine phosphorylation; peptidyl-threonine phosphorylation. The transcript is spliced from 7 exons. Gene Ontology annotation, molecular function: ATP binding; protein serine/threonine kinase activity. NCBI's taxonomy places the organism in Eukaryota, Fungi, Ascomycota, Sordariomycetes, Glomerellales, Glomerellaceae.